AUGGCUGCCAAUCCUAUAGAAUCUCUGAUCCUUAAGGCCACCGACGAGUCAUUAGUCUCCGACAACUGGGAAUACAUCAUCGAUGUCUGCGACUGUGUCAAUGAUGACCCAGAUAAUGGAGCGGCCAACGCCAUCAAGGCCCUUAAUGACCGUCUAAAGAUCAACAAUGCAAAUAUUCUUCUUAGAAGUUUGUCAUUGCUUUUGUCACUUGCUGAGAAUUGCGGCUCCAAAAUGAAACAAGAGAUUUCUUCUCUGGCAUUUACCGGGGAAUUGUACCUGAUCAUUGAUAACCGUCAUAUUCAUUACACUAUCAAGAUCAGAAUAGUGGAAAUCAUGCAACAGUUGUCCAAAUCAUUUAAAAGCGAUCCUAGUCUAAAGAAUAUCGACAAAUGUUUGGCAAAAAUCACCCAGAAUCACCCAAACUUGUGCCCUCCGGUUCCAAAAGUCCCUACUAAAGCAAGAAUGGACACCAGUGAUUUGAAGAAAGAAGAAGACGAAUUACAAGCAGUGUUAAAAUUAUCAUUGGACGAGUACAAACAGGUGGAAGAGGUAAGAAAAGCAGGCAAUACUGUGGCACCAAUGAUUGAGGAAUCAAAGAAACCACAAGAGCCAAAUAGUAUGCCAAAGGUUAAUGAUACAGAUGUCAAUAAACCUAUCCCAAAUGCCAAUAAUACUAAUACCGAUGCCUCAGUGUCUGAAAUCAAGAAAACUGAUAAACAAACUCCAGCAAUGGUGAGUAAAGUUAGAGCAUUGUAUUCUCUCCAAAGUAGCGAACCUGGAGAAUUGUCAUUUGAAAAAGGCGACGUUAUCACCGUAUUAGAAAGCGUAUAUACCGAUUGGUGGAGAGGCUCACUCCGUGGUAAAAUGGGGAUCUUCCCAUUGAAUUAUGUCACUCCAGUGGCCGAACAGACCAAAGAAGAAAUGAUCAAAGACAUUGAAGUGGAGUAUAACAUACUUCAGCAAUCGAAAAACAUUGAAAGAUUGUUGAUCAAAUUACAAUCUUUGAACACUAGCGAUGACCCAGCACAAGUGUUAAAUACCGACGAUGAUGAUUUGAUCCAAAACUUAUAUAACAAUAUCACCCCACUUAGACCACAGGUCGCUAGAUUGAUUGGCAAAUACUCUAUGAAGAAAGAAGAAUUGAUCGAUUUGGAUACCAAGUUAACUGAAGCCGAGAGAACCUAUAACGAUUUGUUGAAUGCCGCUACUUCGAAAUACAAGCAAACAAGUUAUCAGCUCCCACAACAACCUACUGGAUAUCCUGCUUAUAACCAUAAUCCUUUCCAACAUAACUUACCUCAAACUUCAAAUGUACCAAAUCCCGUCAGUCCCCAAAUGACCAGUAACGUUCCUCCUGCAUACAACUAUAGUACUACACAACACCAAAUCCCUAUCAGUUCACAACAUCAAAACCCUCCACAACAUCAAAACCCUGUCAGCUCACCACCAGCAACAAGCUCUUCUAACAGUCAUCCAUCCUACCCAUCUAGCUACACCGCUCCACAAAACCCACCGGUUAAUGCCCCUCAAGGUCACAACGUGGCACACAAUUAUCCAACUAGUAAUCCCUCUUACCCACAAGGCAACAAUUCUGCACAAACUGUAGUCGCCGCUUUCCCAUCAUCUCGCCCUCAACCAGUAAACUAUUCGUUACCUCGUCCAACCAUUAAAAACAAGACAUCUUCUAACAUUCCAAGUAAUGUUGCUGCUCAUACAUCUCCUGUUAAUACCGGCGGUGCAAGUCUCAAUACUGGCUCCUCUAUUACAAGAAUUAGUACUGGUGCUGCCCCUUCUAACACUGGUAGUAUCCAGGCACCAGUGGAACCAAUGGCCACUGGUGUUGGGUUCGGAAACUCUCCAAAAGUCAAUGCUACCCUGACAAACAAGCAAAAUAAUGUCUUUGCUACUAUGCCAAGUGUUCCAUCGGCAAUCCCAGUCAUUAAUCAGGGAGUCUCGAAUCCGCCGUAUCCUGACAGCACUACUGGGUUGCUUCCUAAUUUUGCAAGCUUAACUUCUGGGCCAUCAAAUACUGCAUCUCUAAUGUAUCCUCCAUCCAACGGGCCAGGAUAUCCUACUAGUUCUGGCAGCCUGAAUCCGCCAAAAAAUACUGCUCCUAAGUAUCCUCUUAAUUCUGGCGAUUUCUUGCCAAGAUCUACCUAA
Molecule: messenger RNA, 2160 nt
Organism: Saccharomycopsis crataegensis
Lineage: Eukaryota; Fungi; Ascomycota; Saccharomycetes; Ascoideales; Saccharomycopsidaceae
Gene: HSE1
Product: ESCRT-0 subunit protein HSE1
Exons: 1
Coding region: 1-2160 (719 amino acids)
Biological process (GO): protein transport to vacuole involved in ubiquitin-dependent protein catabolic process via the multivesicular body sorting pathway
Cellular component (GO): ESCRT-0 complex
Molecular function (GO): ubiquitin binding; phosphatidylinositol binding
Source: RefSeq, a predicted model, not a curated record